Molecule: messenger RNA, 978 nt
Organism: Emys orbicularis (European pond turtle)
Lineage: Eukaryota; Metazoa; Chordata; Testudines; Emydidae
Gene: SLC25A18
Product: solute carrier family 25 member 18
Exons: 9
Coding region: 1-978 (325 amino acids)
Biological process (GO): malate-aspartate shuttle; aspartate transmembrane transport; L-glutamate transmembrane transport
Molecular function (GO): L-glutamate transmembrane transporter activity; L-aspartate transmembrane transporter activity
Source: RefSeq, a predicted model, not a curated record
AUGGGGAGCAAGAAGAAGAUAAGUGUUCCAGCAAAGUUAAUCAAUGGAGGUGUAGCCGGGCUAGUGGGAGUGAGCUGCGUCUUCCCAAUUGAUUUGGCGAAAACCCGUCUUCAAAACCAGCAGGGACAAGGAGUCUAUACUGGAAUGCGGGAUUGCUUGGUGAAGACUCUGCGUUCAGAGGGAUUCUUCGGCAUGUACCGAGGGGCCGCAGUGAACCUGACACUGGUCACGCCAGAGAAGGCAAUCAAGCUGGCAGCCAAUGACUUUUUUCGACAGCUGCUGUCACAGGACAGGAAGGAGUUGACGCUGGUGAGGGAGAUGCUAGCUGGCUGUGGAGCUGGGGCCUGCCAAGUGGUGGUCACCUCCCCCAUGGAGAUGCUGAAAAUUCAGCUUCAAGAUGCUGGACGACUGGCUAUUCAUCAGCAAAAGGUUUUGGGAACAGAUGGACCACCGGCUCCCUUCUCCCAGCCCCCUCAGGACAGGCCUUACACCACUGGCACAGCCUCAGCAUUCAAGCGCCCCUCGGCCACUGUGAUCGCCAGAGAUCUUCUGAAAACCCAAGGGCUAGUGGGACUGUACAAGGGACUGGGAGUCACCCUGCUCAGGGAUGUGCCUUUUUCCAUUAUCUAUUUCCCACUGUUUGCCAACAUCAACAAACUGGGACAGAGGCACUCUGAGGAGAAGGCACCCUUCUUCCAUUCAUUCGUGUCUGGCUGCGUGGCGGGAUCCGUGGCUGCAGUAGCAGUGACCCCUCUGGAUGUUUUAAAAACCCGAAUUCAAACGCUCAAGAAAGGCCUGGGAGAGGACACCUACAAUGGAAUCAUUGACUGUGCCAGGAAGAUCUGGACACAUGAGGGCCCUGCUGCCUUCAUGAAGGGGGCAGGCUGUCGGGCCCUGGUUAUAGCACCCCUCUUUGGCAUAGCCCAGGGUGUCUAUUUUAUUGGCAUUGGUGAAUAUAUCUUGGGAUAUUUCCACUAG